This is a messenger RNA of Toxorhynchites rutilus septentrionalis, 3751 nucleotides long. Its product is annotated as zinc finger-containing ubiquitin peptidase 1-like. The coding region runs from base 515 to 2827 and encodes 770 amino acids. Gene Ontology annotation, cellular component: nucleus. The transcript is spliced from 6 exons. Gene Ontology annotation, biological process: regulation of gene expression. NCBI's taxonomy places the organism in Eukaryota, Metazoa, Arthropoda, Insecta, Diptera, Culicidae. The record is from RefSeq and is a predicted model, not a curated record.
UUGAGCCUAGGACACGGCAAAGAGGAAGGAAUAGUUCAUCUCAGUCACUGAUAUGAAACACAUCGAGUUAACACGAAAAGGAUAAUAAUGUACUGGCACAGUUCAGGCAUUAGUCGGUGUGUGAUGGUGGCGUAACACCAGUGCAUUCUGACAUUCGCGGACCUCUCGCGUUCGGGUUACAAUACGGAAUUGGAAUUGGAAUUGGCUGAAUGUUACGGAUAAUACGAGUUUUACCUUUUGUGAUUCUGUCGGAAAAAGAUUGCGUGGAAAAGUUUCUGUCACUGUGAAGAAUCUUCAUUAUAGCACUCGUAUAUGUGUGUUGUGAUAUAAGGAGAGUUCCUUGAACUGUAAUAAAUCCGAAUUAGAUGGAAGAAAAUGUACAUGAAAAAUUGACGGAAAAACGGAAGUUUCUUGUAAUCAGCUAACUGAAAGUAAUAGGUUGUUCGUUGGAUGAGUACUCGAGUCUGCUGGAGGCUCUGCAAUCCAGUACCAUUCAAUCAAGUGUAGUGAGAAAAUGUCACACCAUGGAACCAACAAGGACCAUCACAAAGAAUCGCCCGGAUCUGUUCCGGUUUCGAAUGGAAUGCAUCCCCAGGAGCAUUCGUGUGAAAUCUGCGGCAUGUCCGGGUUGUCAGACGACGCGAUGCGAGAGCAUACUCGACAGUGCCAUGUGGAGGGUAGUGCCCAGUGUCCGUUCUGUGGACUCAGCGGUGUUCCCGCUGCCGAGCUACUGUUGCACGUGAAUCAAGCUCACUUAGAUUAUUUGACGCCGGAGAAUGAGCUGAUGAGUUUUAUCGACGAUCAAACUCCAAGCAUCGAUGGCGAUUCCGACUCUAUCUCUGACUGCCGUGGACUUUCUCCUUCGAUCACUUCCGAGCUUCUUGCACCGGUUUCGAACGCAUACACUAAAUCAGGCAUCAGCAACGGUGUAGCGAAUGUUCCCUUGAUUUCUAGUUCAACGGUUAAUUAUUUGAAUGGUAGCAGCAGUGUGAACAGUUCUAGCAAUUACAAAAUUUGUUCUUCGAUGAGUACUUCGACUACAAGUAUUAGUAGCAAAUCUAGCAUCGGAAGUCAGGUGAAUGGAACCAGCAGUAUCAGUGCCAGUAGCAGUAGCAACAACAGCCAUCUACCCGGUGCAGGCAAGAUUAAUCAGCAGCAUCAGUUGAACAAUCAACAGCAGCCAGAAGUAACGAUAACAACAACUAGUGCAAGCAACAAAAGCUGUGAUAUGACGAACGGGAGCAAGGACGUGAUAAUGAAUGGUGGAGGUGCAGGUUGCACCGGUGGCGUAACUGAAGGUGGUGCGGCAGCACCAACCAGCAACGGAACGGGAGCGGGUGGUCAGGGAUCACCGCUACGAUCCCAGCUGGGUCUCAAACUCAAAGCACACAAACCGAUUCCAACAACCACGACUAAGCCGAGUCCGCUGCAGUGCUUGCUAUGCCCAUAUACAACUGAAAAUCCAACGGUGCUGGAAGAGCAUAUAAAUCGGUCCCAUUUUGAUCCGCUAAGCCCAAGUGUGAAUAACGGAGCCAGCGGAAACACCCAUGUAGAUACUUUGAGUGCACUACAGUGUCCCAUUUGUGCGAGAACAUUUGAAUCAGGGUCCGAUUUAGAGCUACACGUUAACAUAGAACAUCGGGAUAUACUGAGUCCUGCCAAGGCAGAUCGUCAGAGUGGGGGAACUCCAGCGGCAGCUGCGGUUAAUGGGAGUCUAACUGGCAGUCUGUGUCCCGUUUGUGGGAUUUCAUUCGAUAACAUGAAAACAGCUGACAUGGAAAUUCACAUUGAGAAACACUUUAGUAAAAGUCCCCAGAAUCCGAGUUUACAGGAGCCAGAUCUGGGGAAGCAAGCUCAGAAAUUACGUGAACAGCGUGAAUUCGAAAUGCUCCGGGCCCAGUAUGGCAUGGAUGAUCAAGGGAACUUUCGGGAGCAAUCGGCAGCGGCAAUGCAGCGAGCAGUAUAUGCCGGAGAGAUGAGCGUAGCCGAUUACUAUGAACGACAAGUUGGGCUGCGGGCAGCCGAAUCCCACGGAGUGGACGAUGGAUCGUCCUGCACGAAAUCAGUAGCCCCUAGAGUACUUGCAUUAUCAUCUUCGUCACCCAACGUGGUGAAAACGUACGUCUGCUCAAGCGUCGAUCAUUAUGCGUCUAGUUAUGGCGACAAGGGUUGGGGUUGUGGGUACCGAAAUCUCCAAAUGAUGCUAUCGUCGCUAUUACAGAACACUGCUUACAACGAAGCGUUAUAUUCGGCGUGGGGUUCACAUGGUCCCGCCCGAACCGCAAUGCCAAGUAUCUCCCGUUUGCAGCGAAUGGUUGAAGCGGCUUGGGCCCAAGGAUUCGAUAUCCAGGGGUCAGAACAGCUCGGAUGUAAGCUAUACAACACACGAAAAUGGAUUGGUGCAACGGAAAUCGUCACCGUCCUGUCGUGGUUGCGGAUCCGUUGCGAGUUGGUGGAUUUUCAUAGACCUACUUCCCCUGACGGACGUCAUCCGGAACUGUUCAAUUGGGUAUUGCGAUAUUUCGAGGAACCCAGAAUACACACACCUCCGCUGUAUUUACAGCAUCAAGGUCACUCUAGAACAAUAAUUGGCAUCGAACAGCGAACAUCAGGACUGUCCUUGUUGGUACUAGAUCCCAGUCAUGGCCCGAGACAGGUUGCUGCCCUUGGUUCUUCGCAGGAUUCCCUUCGAUUGAUACGGAAAAAUUCAGCAGCAAUGCGUGCCCCGCAGUAUCAAGUGGUUGCAGUCAAGGGUCUCAUCGAAACAGAAGAACAAUACCAGGCGAGUAAAAUUUUGCGGUCUCAUAGAAUUCCACCCGACCGUUGACGUGCGGCCGAUGUUUAUCUGAUAUUCGUUUCGCUAAUUUACGAAUAGAUCAUUGGUUUUACUUAGUCUAGAAUAAAAUUUAGCUAACCCUCGAAAAAGGACAAAAAUUAUCGAAACAUAGAAAACAGAGUGGAAUACUCAACAAAUGCAAAAAUAUCCCAAAGACGCUCUUUACACACACGAUAACACUCACACGGACACCUAACUCAAUUAGUCUAAUUCUAAACAAAUUCUGCAAUAAAAAUCAUAGGAUAGAUAGUUGUAAUGAAUAGUUCACACCGUUUCUGUAAUAUCUUUCUGUUCUUAUUUGACAUCACUGGACCGCAACUCAGUUCUAGUUUCGGAAGAAUUUUGCUCAGCACUGAAUGUCGAUUGCUGGUUCGAAAUGUGAUAGGGUCGACAUAAGAACAAAAAAAACGCUUGCCUUCUACAGAACAGUUUUAGCUAUAGCGCAACAUCUGAACUCUCGUAAGAUGUGAAAAGUUACCGUGAUAGCUUUACGUACGUUCACUAGAGUUAGGUUCUUUCGGUAGUUAAACUGCAAAGUUGACGUUUAGUCAAUUUAGGCAGCUUUACUUACACGGUACGAAGGCUGACUAGAAAACUGUUCCUAUUAUGUUUGUAUAACUUUUAUUAUCCUAAAGUUUAGAUCGAUCGAGUAGAGUUUGUUAUUCGUUUUAGCUUCGGAAGCAUGGCUUCUUUUCCUGUUUUAUCACUGGAUUAUCUAUACCCAUCACGCUGGAAAUUGUUGUCGAUGUAUUUAUAAAUAUGUAUCAUAUAUAGAAAUCUAUAAAGACAAUCCAGCUUCUGUUGUGAGAAAAGAUUAUUACUAAAAACGAGUUACCUGGCUUCUCAAACUAUGUCAAUAAUCACGUUGAUUCGAUGUAAGCAAAUAUACAUGUUCGGAAUAUUCAAACAUUUCAA